GAUCGCCAUCCCACUCACUUACUCACUCACUGACCACCACCACCACCAGCAACAAGAACAAGAACAUUAUGGACUGGCAACUGAUUCGAGCACAACCGAUUUGGUACGAUACUAGCUACCUCCCAGGAAUACCAGUACCCAAGAAGAACCAGUCAACCCAAAUCUCAGAGGAACACAUCCAACUACUCAAGACCAGAGCAGACUGGAUACUCAAGACCAUCAGCGAACAGUUCUCGAUCUCAAUCCAACCAUCAGCAUCCAAAUCCAAAUCAAACCCAAACUUCAGCGGACUCUCUGAAUCUGAUAAAGCAUUCAUCCAUCGCAUCCUCACCUCGGGUACCUCAACCGAUAAACUCUCAGCACUCACCCUACUCGUCUCAUCCACCCCACUCCACUCUCGGAAUCAUCUGACCACCCUACUCAACCUAUCCAAGAAGAAGAACCGAGAAGAGGCAACCAGGACACUCCGCUCACUAGUAGAAUGGCUCAGAGGGGCUGGGAACCCCGAGCUGGGUGGUCUGCCAGCUCGGAAGCUCAAGUACUUCAGAGAUCAACCGGCCCUACCGAUCAUCGCUCAGGCCUACGGUCUAUCCAAGACUCGCACUCAGUUCAAGUUUGACGACCAGACCCGGAAGGAGUACGACGAAUGGCUCGCAAUCUGGGCUUUCGAGGACUGGCUCAAGAAUUGGUAUCUCGAUCUUCUGCGUGUCAUAGAGUCUUUCUCUCACGAUCCUAUCGUCAACACACGCUCUCAAAGUCUCUCUCAUCUAUUCUAUCUACUCAAGGAUAAACCAGAACAGGAACAGAACCUGUUAACCCUACUAGUCAAUAAACUAGGUGAUAGCAGUAAGAUGAUCUGCUCUCGAUCCUCACACUAUCUACUCCAAUUACUUCAAGUUCACCCUUUCAUCAAGCCGAUCGUUGCCAGGGAAAUUUCGGCCCUAGUCCUCAAGCCAAUCAUCGUCCACCCUUCUUCUAAAGCCGAUCAAAAGAACAAGACCGCCUCAGACGACCCCAGUCUUCGUCACCAUGACCAUGCUCGUUAUUAUGGCACCAUCACUCUCAACCAGAUCCCACUCAACAAGGAAGAGCACGAUGUAUCCAACAAACUUAUCCACCUCUACUUCGAACUCUUUAAUGAUAUCCUGGGCAAAGCCAAGACCGAAGAGGAAAUCAAAGCACCCGAAGAUCUGGAUGAGAAGAACGAAGAGGAUCUCGAGGCUGAACAUGCGCAAGAGCAAGAAACCGCUCAAAAACAAGCCAAGGGCCGCAAGAAGAAAGGCGGACAAGGGCCUAUGACUGGUAAAUCAACUAAGGCUAUCGCUGAGGAGGAAGCGGUCGCAGAAAAAAAGGCAAAGCUCGUGGCUGCCAUCUUGACUGGCUUGAAUCGUGCAUUCCCAUACGGAUCGAUCGAAAAUGAUAUCCUCAAAGGUUACAUGGAUACACUCUUUCGGAUCAGUCAUACCGGAGCAUUCAGUGUCUCGAUCCAGGCCCUAAUCUUGGUUCAACAUCUACUCAAGUCUAAACCGGAUCUAAGCGACAGAUUCUAUCGAGUCCUGUAUGGUACCCUGAUCGAUUAUCGUCUACUGACUGCUCCUUCUAAGCACGGCCUCUAUCUCAACCUAUUGUUCAAGUCCAUCAAGGCCGAUCCCAAUUCAUCCCGUGUCCUUGGCUUCGUCAAACGAGUCGUCCAAAUCCUUCCUUACCAUCAACCCCCGUUCAUUUGUUCGGCUAUCGUCCUACUGGGUCAUCUGUUUUCAACAAAUCCACACUGUAAUAAACUCUUUUCGAAACGUCCCGAAACGGAAGAAUUGACUGAAAAGGAAAAGUACGAUGGGAGAAAACGCGAUCCUAGCUAUGCUAAUGCCGACAAGUCUUGUCUUUGGGAACUGGUACCACUAUUGAGUCAUUACCAUCCAGCCGUCAGUCUGAAUGCGAGCCAACUGCUCUCCGGCGAGCCGAUCUCAUCCUCAGUCGACUUGACCCAUCACACCCUCUCCAACUUCCUCGACAAAUUCGUCUACCGUCAGCCUAAGAAAAACCUUACCCAAAAGGGCUCGUCGAUCAUGCAACCCGACCUUCAUUAUCGACUCGCCGACGUCGUCAAACGUCGUCCCAAUCAUCUCCCUUCUAACUCCGAUAAAAUUCCCGUCAACUCCAAAAGCUUCCUGUCUCGUAAGGAAGAGGAAAUUCCGGCCGAUGAGGUAUUUUUUCAUAAGUUUUUUAAGAAGAAGGAGAUUAAUGACCAGAAACACAAGAAACAGAAGGAACAAGUCAAAUCCAAGAAAACGAGAACAGAAGAGCAAGAUUUUGGAGGUCGAGGAGGUUCGGAUGACGGGUCGUCGGAAGAAGAGGAAGAGGAUGGAUCGGCCGUCUUACCAGGCUUUGAUGAAGCAGAAGAUGAAGAUGAUGAGGGGACGGAAGAGAACGAUGAGGAUGAGGUGUGGGCGGCGAUGAAAGCGUCGAUGGGCAAGGAACUGAAGACGGCCAUGCCGGACGAUGUGUCGGAGGACGACUGGUCGGCGAUGGAUCCUGCGGAGUUCGAGGAUAGCGAGGAUGAUGAAGACGAUGCCAAGUUGAAGCAACUUUUAGCAGACGAAGAAAACGACGACGAUGAUGAUGAGGGCUCGGACGUGUCUGGGGAUCAUCGGGCUGGCGGAUCGUCUUUCUUCGAGAAUGAGGAGAUCAGUGUCUCCGGCUUAGACGAUGACUCCUCAGACUCUGAAGCUGCUGGAGAAGAAGAUGAUGAAAGCGCGCAGAAGCGUUCGGCGCUCAAGGAUUCCCACUCGUCUCGCAAACGCAAACCUGAUCAUGCUUCAAAGAAACCUAGUUCCCAGCAGAAAUCCGCGGGAGGGCUGCCGGCUUCUAAGAAACGGAAAACUAGUUGGAAAACGUUGCCUACUUUUGCCGCCGCUGACGAGUAUCAACAUCUCUUGUCUGAUCAGGAAUCUUCUUAGCCUUUCUUUUUUUUUUUUUGUGGAACACAUUAUCUUGAUUGUUAUUUGUUGAAAAUCAAUCCAAUUUUACAACUUGUUUUUUUUUUAAUUCAUUGCUCUUUGCAUUUGGAUCACAACAAUAGAAUGUGUUUUGAUUUGUCAAAUCAAACAACCACACUUCCUCCAAUUCAAUUUUUCGUACAACCGUGAUGUGGGUUGAAG
Puccinia graminis f. sp. tritici CRL 75-36-700-3 is the source of this 3158-nucleotide messenger RNA. RefSeq lists its product as uncharacterized. The coding region runs from base 69 to 2957 and encodes 962 amino acids. The record is from RefSeq and is a predicted model, not a curated record. Gene Ontology annotation, cellular component: nucleus. The transcript has 5 exons. Lineage: Eukaryota; Fungi; Basidiomycota; Pucciniomycetes; Pucciniales; Pucciniaceae.